This is a messenger RNA of Xiphias gladius (swordfish), 939 nucleotides long. RefSeq names its product SRY-box transcription factor 32 (gene sox32). Gene Ontology annotation, molecular function: RNA polymerase II cis-regulatory region sequence-specific DNA binding; DNA-binding transcription factor activity, RNA polymerase II-specific. Lineage: Eukaryota; Metazoa; Chordata; Actinopteri; Istiophoriformes; Xiphiidae. The coding region runs from base 1 to 939 and encodes 312 amino acids. The record is from RefSeq and is a predicted model, not a curated record. Gene Ontology annotation, biological process: anatomical structure morphogenesis; regulation of DNA-templated transcription; cell differentiation. The transcript has 2 exons.
AUGCGUUUCAGCCACGACCCAGCAGCUUUCCAGCUUUGCGCAAGCAGCUCCAUGUUCGAGGGCGAAGACCUGGAGCAGGUCACCGACAUGCGCUGCCCGAGCUCGGGCCCGUCCAGCCCGCUGUCCGUGAACUCGGACUCCAGCUGCAACAGCCCUGAAGCCAAGUCUGGCUCGACGCAGAAGAGGGUCAGGAGGCCCUUGAACGCCUUCAUCAUCUGGACCAAAGAGGAGCGCAGGAGGCUGGCGCAGCUCAACCCAGACCUGGAGAACACGGACCUGAGCAAAAUACUUGGAAAGACCUGGAAGGCCAUGUCCUUGGCUGAGAAGCGUCCCUACAUGCAGGAGGCUGAGCGUCUGAGGGUCCAGCACACCAUCGAUUAUCCCAACUACAAGUACAGACCCCGCAGGAGGAAGCAGCUGAAGAAGAGCUCCAAACCACAGACCACAGAUGCUUCUCUCCCCUUACUUUGCGGCUCCGGCCUCACAGCGCCCUACAACCUCACCUACCUGCUCCAGAACCAGCAGCAGACCUUCCUGAACACGCCGGCCUUCCCAGCUAACUUCACCCCUCUGCACAGCAGCUACCAAAACUCUCCAGUUUUUCCAGACACAGCAGCGGCAGCAGCAGCAGAAGGCUUCUCAAAUCCGCCUGCAUACCCUGCAGAGCACCAGCUGUAUUUUGGCAGUCAGCACGGGCACAUGCAGUACGGUUUCUCCGCAGGGCCUCAUGUGGAGCAGGGGGAGUCCAGAUUUUCACUGAGUCCUGCUGGGCCCUCCCUGGAGUUUUACUUGGAACAGGUUCAGCUGGACAUGCUGUACGAUCUGGACCGCAGCGAGUUCGAACAGUACCUGGGUCCUCCUCAACACAGGCCUAAGUCAGUGGAUCCCAGCAGCUACCAUCAGCAGAUCAGCCACAAAGAGGGACGCUCACUGUCAUAA